This is a messenger RNA of Ambispora gerdemannii, 821 nucleotides long. Lineage: Eukaryota; Fungi; Glomeromycota; Glomeromycetes; Archaeosporales; Ambisporaceae. The record is from the annotation of a GenBank genome assembly.
CAAUUUAAAAAUUAUAUAACUCCUCAAGACAGAUUAAUCAGUCAAAACAAAAAUAUAUCUGCCAAUCAAUCGAAUAACCUGGGCUCAAAUCAAACAACAAAACCUUCAGACAGAAACAAUAAUUCUUCAACUGAUCGUAAUAAUCAAAUUAAACACGAGCAAUUGAGAUAUCCUCCCGCACCAAAUGGUCCAUCAACUUCUCAGCGACUUUCGUACUUUUCUUCACAAAAUAGCUCGUCUAGUUCCCAACGCCUUUUCUAUUCUCCCGGCUCGUCUAGUUCCCAACGCCUUUCCUAUCCUCCCGGCUCGUCUAGUUCCCAACGCCUUUCCUAUCCUCCCAGCCCGUCUAGAUCCCAACACCUUUCCUAUCCGCCUAUAUCGACGACAAAUAAUUCUUCCUAUCUAUCUCAACCAUCGAUAAAUACACGUUCUUAUUUACCAUCAACAAGUUCUUCUAUAAACAACCAUAGUAUAAAUCCUCAAACCCUAAAUACACAAAGUACCUUUUCUUAUGUAUAUAAUUCCAAUUAUAAUUAUAGCCAUAGCUCUCCCAUAACUAUUGGUCCGUUAACUGCAGCUGAAAUUUAUAUAUACGGCUUUUUACGAGAGCAUAUAACGCAGAACACGGACGUGGAUAUCGAAGGAUUAAAAUGGACUGCUAUUGAUAAAUGGAAUAAAAUGUCAAACAAAGAAAGACAUCCAUAUAUAAAAGCUGAGAAUCGAAUGAAAUUAUAUGGCAAUCAAUUGUGGAAAUAUUGGUUCAAUGCUUUUGGAGAUAAUGGUGAGCGCCGACUAACAGAAUUUCAAAUUGAACAUAUUGU